AUGGGUCGUGUGAUCCGUAACCAGAGGAAGGGCCGUGGCUCCAUUUUCACGGCCAACACCCGUCUUAACAAGGCGCCCGCCCAGUUCCGUACCCUCGACUUCGCCGAGCGCCACGGUUACACCCGUGGUGUUGUCAAGGAGAUCAUCCACGAUGCCGGUCGCGGUGCUCCCCUCGCCAAGGUCCAGUUCCGUCACCCCUACAAGUUCAAGAUGAUCACCGAGACCUUCAUCGCCAACGAGGGCAUGUACACCGGCCAGUUCAUCUACGCCGGUAAGAACGCUCAGCUCACCGUCGGUAACAUUCUUCCCCUCGGCUCCCUGCCCGAGGGUACCGUUGUCACCAACGUCGAGGAGAAGGCUGGUGACCGUGGUGCUCUUGGCCGUACCUCCGGUAACUACGUUACCGUCAUUGGCCACAACCCCGAUGAGGGCAAGACCCGUGUCAAGCUCCCCUCCGGUGCCAAGAAGGUCGUCAAGAACACCGCCCGUGGUAUGGUUGGUAUCGUCGCCGGUGGUGGCCGUACCGACAAGCCUUUGCUCAAGGCUUCCCGUGCCAAGCACAAGUUCGCUGUCAAGCGCAACUCUUGGCCCAAGACUCGUGGUGUUGCCAUGAACCCCGUCGAUCACCCUCACGGUGGUGGUAACCACCAGCACAUCGGUAAGGCCUCGACCAUCUCCCGCUACGCUACCCAGGGUCAAAAGGCUGGUCUCAUUGCUGCCCGCCGUACUGGUCUGCUCCGCGGUACCCAGAAGACCAAGGAUUAA
This is a messenger RNA of Penicillium verhagenii, 765 nucleotides long. Its product is annotated as 60S ribosomal protein uL2. The transcript has 3 exons. Bases 1 to 765 code for a protein of 254 amino acids. Gene Ontology annotation, cellular component: ribosome; cytosolic large ribosomal subunit. Gene Ontology annotation, biological process: cytoplasmic translation. The record is from RefSeq and is a predicted model, not a curated record. Gene Ontology annotation, molecular function: structural constituent of ribosome; RNA binding. Lineage: Eukaryota; Fungi; Ascomycota; Eurotiomycetes; Eurotiales; Aspergillaceae.